AGGGGCUUUGCGACGCGGCGCGCCUGCGCGCUGAGCCCAACGACGCGCCACUUCGUUACUUUUGAAACCGGUGGCGGGCAAGUUCCGUGGGGGCUGCCCGGUCUUUGCUGCGGGCCUAGGGCGAGCGCGCGCGCGCGUCGGCGGGCCUGGGACAUGGCGCGGCAGCUCAGCCGCGAGCAAGGCAUCACCCUGCGUGGCAGCGCCGAGAUCGUGGCCGAGUUCUUCUCUUUUGGCAUCAACAGCAUAUUAUAUCAGCGUGGCAUAUAUCCGUCUGAAACCUUCACUCGAGUGCAGAAAUACGGACUCACCUUGCUUGUCACCACUGAUCCUGAGCUCAUCAAAUAUCUGAAUAGCGUAGUGGAUCAGCUGAAAGAUUGGCUGUACAAGUGCUCCGUUCAGAAACUAGUGGUUGUCAUCUCAAAUAUCGAAAGUCACGAGGUUCUUGAAAGGUGGCAGUUUGAUAUUGAGUGUGACAAGACUGCAAAAGAUGAUAGCUCACCUCGACAGAAGUCCCAGAAAGCCAUCCAGGAUGAGAUCCGCUCCGUCAUCAGGCAGAUCACGGCCACCGUGACGUUUCUGCCGCUGCUGGAAGCUUCCUGUUCAUUUGAUCUGCUGAUUUACACUGACAAAGAUUUGGUUGUGCCUGAGAAAUGGGAAGAGUCGGGACCCCAGUUCAUCACCAACUCGGAGGAAGUCCGUCUCCGUUCCUUCACGACUACGAUCCACAAAGUCAACAGCUCGGUGGCCUACAAGAUCCCCGUCAAUGACUGAGGGCGAGCUCAGGGCUGUUGUAUUUGUAGUUCCCUGGAGGGGUUUUCCUGAAACCAAGUCAACUGCUGUUGAUGUUUCAUUUCACUUGGUUAAUUUUUAGUUGGGGAAAGCUUCCGAUGGACUUGACUGCACCCUGCGUGAUUGUUCCUUUUUGUGGGCGCCUGUUUGACUUUCCAUAAGGUUGACGUAGGAAUUGAUUGCACAUUGUUCCAGAGAGAACCUGCAGAUUGUCAGUCCUGAGGUGUCACUUGCUUUGAAAAGUGGUCACUGUAUAUGAGAAAACUUGCGAUGUGAAGUUCAAUGCUUUUUCUAAUCAGACCCUUUGGUCAGUUAGCUUGACUCAGAACAUAAGUAGAGAAAUAAAUCGGAAACGCAGCAAAAGAACUCUGAACAUUCAGAAUCUUUGGGUCCUAAAACAAUAUUGUUUCUGUUAGAUCCUUUAGCUUCUGUUUCACUGGUAGAUCUUCUACAUUAAUAAAAAUUCCAUCCUUUUGAUUUUAAGUUAUAUAACUUGAACCUACAAAGCUAUGGUUAUUCUCAACUGUUUAAAUGACUGUGGUUCGGAACUCUUGGAAAUAUCUUUUCAUGUUUUAUAAAAUCGAGCUUAAAAUGAUGAAAUAAAGUUAAAUAUGUAUG
This is a messenger RNA of Sorex araneus (European shrew), 1407 nucleotides long. RefSeq names its product mitotic arrest deficient 2 like 1 (gene MAD2L1). Gene Ontology annotation, biological process: mitotic spindle assembly checkpoint signaling. The transcript has 5 exons. Gene Ontology annotation, cellular component: kinetochore; cytoplasm; nucleoplasm. Bases 154 to 771 code for a protein of 205 amino acids. NCBI's taxonomy places the organism in Eukaryota, Metazoa, Chordata, Mammalia, Eulipotyphla, Soricidae. The record is from RefSeq and is a predicted model, not a curated record.